Thunnus maccoyii (southern bluefin tuna) is the source of this 2349-nucleotide messenger RNA. It is a transcript of the gene tfr2, whose product is annotated as transferrin receptor 2. NCBI's taxonomy places the organism in Eukaryota, Metazoa, Chordata, Actinopteri, Scombriformes, Scombridae. The record is from RefSeq and is a predicted model, not a curated record. Gene Ontology annotation, biological process: endocytic iron import into cell. Gene Ontology annotation, cellular component: external side of plasma membrane. The coding region runs from base 1 to 2304 and encodes 767 amino acids. The transcript has 17 exons.
AUGGACUCCAUCAGGACUCGUCUGAGACAGUCAGUGUCUCUCCACCGCUCAGUGGGCGUGGCCAUGGAGGAGGAGGAGGCGGGGGGAGGGGCCCAGAGGGUGGAGAGUGACAUCACAGCGCUGGUGCUGCGGGGUCGCCGUGGUUACCGAAGAGCCGGCGUGUUUGUGUUUGUGUGUGGAGUCAUCGUGUUUACCACCGCGUUCCUAUUGGCCUACGCCGUGUUCGGUGGGCGGUGCCACAGCACGCAGGUGGGGGGGUGGGGAGAGGAGGAUUGGCAGCCGGGGGGCGGGGCUAAGCCACCUGCAGAGGGAGGGGCGGGGCUUUACCUGGGAGAGCUGAGGGUGAUGAUGAGGAAGUUGCUACAGGACGAAGAUAUUCACAACACCGUCAGUCGGGUCAGCAGAGCGAGUCACCCUCCCGGAUCUGCAGAGGGAACGUCUCUGGCCUCAGAGAUCCUGCGUCGCUUCAGACGGCUGCAGAUGGAUCACACCUGGACCGAGUCUCUGUACGCCACGCUGCAGUUCCCCCACAGGUCUCAGAGGAGUUCUCUGUGGCUGGUGGACUCUGCAGGUCUGAUCUCAGAGCAGAUUCCUCUGAACCCGGCAGACUUCUGUCCAUACAGCGCCACAGGAAGUACCACGGGGGGCGUGGUCUAUGCCAACUACGGCCGUCCGGAGGAUUUCAAUUGGCUGAAGAGUUCGGGUGUGUCUGUGAUUGGCUGUGUGGUGGUGAUGCGUGUCGGGGGCGGGGUCAGCUUCGCUGAGAAGGUCUGGUUGGCUGAGAGGUACGGAGCAGGCGGAGCUUUGAUCUACCCCGACCCUGCUGACCUGCCGCAGGACCCCCGACGCCUCGGACUGAACACACACACCGCCGUGUCUGAACAUGUACACCUGGGGUCAGGUGACCCCUUCACUCCCGGCUUUCCUUCCUUCAAUCACACACAGUUCCCGCCAAUUCAGUCUUCCGGCCUGCCGCUCAUCCCGGCUCUGCCAAUCAGUGCCACCGUGGCAGCCAAGCUGCUCAGCCAGCUGUCUGGUCCGUCCUGUCCUCCGUCGUGGCGGGUUCGGCUGCCGUAUGUGCGCUGCGUGGUCGGUCCACAGUUCAGCUCAGGGCGCCGAGUCAAGAUGGCCGUCCACAAUGCCAUGACACCUGUCCUGCUCAACAACAUCUUCUCCUCUCUGGAGGGCCGGGACGAGCCAGACCAGUACAUCAUACUGGGAGCUCAGAGGGACUCGCUGGGUCCAGGAGCCGUGAAGUCUGGAAUCGGGACAGCGAUCCUGCUGGAGCUGGCACGAACAUUCUCUGCCAUGGUGAAAAAUGGUUUCAGUCCCAGACGCAGUUUGCUGUUCGUCAGCUGGGACGCCGGAGAUUUUGGGAACGUUGGAGCUACUGAGUGGCUGGAGGGUUACCUGUCCAUGCUCCACCUGAAAGCUGUGGCUUACUUCAGUCUGGACCAGGCCAUCAUGGGGGAUGACGUCCUGUCAGCCUAUAGCAGCCCUCUGCUGGUCGACCUGCUGGACGCCGCCAUCAGACAGGUGGAGCAUCCGAAACAUGCUGGUCAGACCAUCUACAGUCAGGCAGAGAGAGACGGAGGCAGCUGGAGGAUUAUGAAGCCGUUGUAUCUGAACAGUGGAGCGUACAGUUUCACAGCGUUUGCAGGAGUUCCAGCCAUGGAGCUCAGAUUCACUGAGGAGCGAGCGUACCCAUUCGUCAACACGCCGUUGGACAGCGUGUCCCGCCUACAGGAAGUGCUGGGGGGUCGUCUGGGGGUCACGGGGCGGAGCUUAGGGGAGCUGGUGGGGGAGAUGGUGCUGCGAUUGGCCCACGACCACAUCCUGCCGCUACGCAUCACGUCGUACGCUCAGACGGUGCUGCAGUUCAGCGCUCAGCUCAACAAGCACUCUGCUGAGCUGCAGUCCAGAGGUUUGUCUCCGCAGUGGGUCUUCAGCGCCAGAGGUGAUUACAGCCGAGCAGCCGAGACGCUGCAGAGAGCCAGCGACUACAGCGACCUGCACGACCCGACCACCGCACGCUCCUACAACACCCGCAUCAUGAGGGUGGAAUACUACUUCUUGUCUCAGUACGUGUCGGUAGUUGAGACGCCAUUUCGUCAUGUGAUCCAUGGCCGUGGAAACCACACUCUGAGCGCGCUCACUGAGCACCUGGCCCUGCUGACCUCUGACCCUGGACGCUUCGACGAGGGACGCUUCAGACGACAGCUCGCCUUGUUCACCUGGACGCUGCAGGGCGCCGCCAACGCUCUGAACGGAGACGUGUGGAGCAUACACAACAUACACACAUGAUAACACAUAGAUACAUAAAUACACACAUAUAUAUAUACACACACA